GUCAUAUGACCAUCAAGUUGAGCUGAGCGUACACCUACACAGCUGUCGUCGCAAUGUCUAAUAAUUUGUUCGAGGAUCGUGAUCGUCGGCCUCUUGUUACUUGGCGUCGUGAUCGACGUUCUGUUGUACACGAAGACGAAUCAAGCAGCCUGCUGUUAGAGCAAGCCGUCGUAUUUGUAAAAGAUGCUAUUAAGUAUCGCUCUAUUCAUCACAAGAUUGAUCGUAUUGCUCUCAAAGUCUAUCAGGUGUAUUAUUCCAGACCUGCACAAUGGUUUUUGAGAUUUACUAUCUUUACGAUAUUAAUCCUGGCAUUUUUUGAGCGUCCUACAUCAUUAAGUAAAAGUUCUGAUCCUGCACGAGCUGCAGGUCAUAGACUCGAAGCUCCGUGUGGUGUCAUGGAGGCAAUUGAAUUUGUAUGUCUUUUUAUCUUUUUGAUUGAUGUCAUCACAAAGAUUUAUCUUCUUGGACUUAAACGAUCAACGCGACGGCCGUGGGUUGUUGUUUACCUCGUGCUUGUUAUUGUAUCAAUGAGUGAUUGGGGAGCAACUGUUGGGAUGAGUUGUCGAGAGAUUGCGCAUGUGACCAAAUGGAGGAGAUUAUUUCGACCGUUCUUUUUGCUGCAAUAUUCAUCGCUUUUAAAGAAAACACUGAAGUCGAUCAACAAAACGUUGCCUGGUAUUGUGGGUGUUCUGUUUCUUCUUGCUCUUCAUCUCUAUUUUUUCACAGUGUUAGGCAUGUUGCUGUUUACAAGAAAAGUCACACAGCCAAUGAAAAACAUUACAGGUUCGAAUGUAUUACUGGAAGCUCAUUUGGCAAAGAGACAUGAUGUUACGCUCUUGACUGAGUCUGAGAAAUACUUCAGCUCUCUUGGGACUGCGUUUAUAAGUUUGUUGGUACUUCUCACAACAGCAAAUAAUCCAGAUGUCAUGUUGCCGGCUUAUAGAGAAAAUCGAUUGUAUGCUCUUUAUUUCAUUGCCUUUCUCUCAAUUGGUCUCUACAUCUUUCUGAAUCUUCUAACUGCCGUCAUAUACAAUCAGUUUCGAGGCUAUCUGUCGACAUCAAUGCAGGCUAGCUUUUUUCGACGACGUGUGGGUAUUCGUGCUGCAUUUGAAGUGAUGAAACAUCAUUCAGCUAACAGAAGUAUUAGCACAUCAGGGGAAGUAGUGAAUAUCACACUUGUCAAAAGUCUCAUUGAUAGAGUAAUGAUUCCAUCAAAACAUAGACCUUUUAUGCAUCAGCACCUUGACAUAUGGUCAACAGAUGUAAUGACUUGUGAGCAAUUCAAAGACUUCUUUGAUAUCCUGUAUCAAGAUUCAAGUACAUUUGCACCUAGUCCUGACAGGUUUACCUACUCACUUCACACCAUCAUUCGAUUUCUACAGAAACUAGUUCUUCACAAGUGGUUUUGCUACUUUCAAAUUUUGGUGUCAGUAACAAACUGCAUUGUUCUUACAGUUGAUAUUUCAACUGAGUAUGAUAGCAGUUUGUCUCGAGAUGAUCAUUUGGCGCUUGUGAAUAUGUCAUUCAUUUUCUACUAUGUCAUUGAGCAGGUUUUCAUAUUGUUGGUCAUUGGUUUUCAAGAAUACACGAGACACAAGGGCAACGUGUUCAAUGGCCUAGUUACUCUGGCCUUAAUGGCAUUGCAAAUUGCUAUCUUUUGCUAUGACCCAUAUCCUUUUCAGAAAACAGAGGAUAGAGUGGUGACAUCAAGGACACUGUGGGCGCUCUAUCGUGUUGUCAGCAUUGUUAUUCUGUUGCGUGUUCUACAGAUCGUUCCUCACAUCAAGACGUUUUCCCUGAUCACAAGUACACUACUUGAACUGGGAAAGAGUUUGGUCCCAUUUAUUGGAAUUUUAGUGGUUGUUUACUAUUUCUUUGCAAUUUUGGGUAUGCAGAUAUUUGCUGAUAUAGAUGUUCGAUUGAGUGACAUAAAUAGAACAAAUGCUGAACAGUAUAACAAAUGUGGCAGUUAUGAGCAGUUGGGAUAUUAUCCUAACAACUUCAACGACUUUGCUGCUGCACUGGUUGUCUUAUGGGAUGUCAUGGUAGUCAAUAAUUGGUUUGUGUUUCUUGAAGCUUACAAGCGUGCUGUCAGCCCAUGGUCACAGCUAUACUUCAUUGCCUGGUGGCUGGUGUCUGCUGUUCUUUGUGUUAAUAUAUUUAUUGCUCUUGUUUUGGAGGCAUUCAUCUCACAAUGGGAAGAAAGUAAAAAUACUGGUGAAAGAGAUGUUACCGGUGCCCGUGUCAGAUGGCUGGAGAGUGACUCGAUACCAGCUGUAGCCAGUUCUGAACUACGUCGUCCAUCUACAGUGGAUAGACGCAUCUCAGUUGAUGUCACAGACGCAGUUGUUGUUCACCAGAUCUUCAGAGACAAGCUUGUGGAGCCAGGUGAAGCAGAAAUCAUGCACGAACUGCACAGACAUGAGAAUUUAGUUAUUUGACCAAUGUAUGUAUACGUGAGUUAUAAUUAAAUUGUUUUUGUCAUCUUGUUAAUAGAGUUUUGUUGACUGUCAUAGCUGUAGAUAUAACUACUGGUAGUACCAGGGUAAUGAAUACAGAAAAAGUGUAUUUUGUGAUAUCAAUUUAA
Molecule: messenger RNA, 2587 nt
Organism: Corticium candelabrum
Lineage: Eukaryota; Metazoa; Porifera; Homoscleromorpha; Homosclerophorida; Plakinidae
Product: two pore channel protein 2-like
Exons: 31
Coding region: 54-2441 (795 amino acids)
Biological process (GO): calcium-mediated signaling; monoatomic ion transport; transmembrane transport
Cellular component (GO): lysosomal membrane
Molecular function (GO): intracellularly phosphatidylinositol-3,5-bisphosphate-gated monatomic cation channel activity; ligand-gated sodium channel activity; voltage-gated channel activity
Source: RefSeq, a predicted model, not a curated record